Molecule: messenger RNA, 1995 nt
Organism: Trichoderma atroviride IMI 206040
Lineage: Eukaryota; Fungi; Ascomycota; Sordariomycetes; Hypocreales; Hypocreaceae
Source: RefSeq, a predicted model, not a curated record
AUGAGCGAGAUCAAGAGACGCACGCGCACUGGCUGCCUCACGUGUCGGGCCCGCCGCGUCAAGUGCGACGAGCGCAAGCCGGCCUGUAACCGCUGCGCCAUCGCCAACGUCGAAUGUGCGGGUUACGCGCCCAGGAGGCACAUCGAGGUGCGGGCGCCGAGCCUUCGUGGCGCGUCCCACUCGCAGCAGAACUCGCCGGCCGACGACCAUGACGGCACCGGCGACGACGGCCCGUCCGGCAUACCCGCCCAUCCCGCUCUGCCCCGGCCGCAGUUCCGUGUCGACGGCUUGCCGUUGAUUGGUCUGCCCAGCAACCCUCGCAUGUCGCUUCGUCCCUGUGCCGCCGCCAGGGAAGUGCUCUCGUAUCACCAGUUCUUCUUCCGGACAGUAGUCAUGCUGUUCCCGGCUGACCGGUUGCCGUUCUGGAGAGACCGCCUAUGUGAGGAGGCCUUGAUCAUCGAGUAUGCCCAGCGCGGAAUCCUGGCGCUGGGGUGCAUGCACCGUGCUUCCCUCAUGACUGCCAUGCUUGGGGAGAACGACCAGAACCGCGGGCUGGACACCAAAGUGAUUGCCGUUCAGGGUUACACAAGGGCGUUGCAGGAGCUCUCAGGCUGUCUCGAUGAAGCCGAGAAGUCUCUCGACAUUUUGACGGCCGUGUUGGUGUUCAUGGCCUACUUUGAGUGCUUUGCAGGCAACAUCCCGGCUGCUUAUGGCCAUGUCCGCACAGCUCACUACUACUUCACAGCUCUGAGGUCUAAUACCUCACUUCGUGUUGAUGAUCUUGCGCUGGAGUCUCUAGAAACUACACUGCAGACUCUUGCGUGGACCUGCUACAUGGCGGUGCCGCUUCCUAAUAUGCUCCUCUCUAUUGGCCAUACGAUGCCUACCAGCCAUAUUGCAUCAAACGCCUUCGACCUGCAACGCAGCCUGCUUCAGCUUCUUGCUGACUCUGGGGCACACGAUGAGAUGUGGAAUCUCACACCAACUCGACAGGAUCCCGCUGUGCUGCUGGAAAAGGUCUACCGACUGCAGCGUGAUUUGCGAGAGUGGAGAGACGUCCAUGGCCAUCUCCAUCCGAGCCUUGAACUGGACACGGCAUCCCUGGCCAGCCUCGGCAGCUCAGAAGAGUCUCAUUUUCCCAUCCCUCCGUCUCCCUUCUUGCCACUGCCACUGCACCUAUGUCUCUCUGGGGCAAUGUUCAACUUCCUCACGGCUCGCAUCUUGUGGACGCUCUGCCUUUAUGAUAAGAGCCAAGAUGUCAAAAAGUUGGAAUCCGAAGCCUACAUACACUUUUACCAGACUAUACGUUUUGCAGCCACUCAUGCUAUGAACACUCACUCACGGACUCUCCCCACUGCCGUAUACUCUACAGAUGUUCCUGUUUCCGGCGAGGAGAUGGAUCACAGCUUCUUACCCAUCCUAUAUAUCGCUGGCCAGUGCAGCCCUUGGCCAUCAUGGCUCCGCUGGAUCGCGCAGCUGAUGCAGCAGACUGGAGAACAGGGGCUAUUCAACGGCUACGUUCUCUCUGCCAGCCUCAAAGUCCUGCAUAAGAUGGAGCUCAGCCACAACCUACUCUCGACAGACAGGAUCGAGCGAUAUCCCAGCCCAGCGCUGCGGAUUAUCUCCAUGCUGAUACCGGAGACGAGCGCCCAAGGCUUCAUGUGCUACUAUGCCAAGCCCUCUCGAUUCAACAGCGGCUGGAUCAAUCGAGAGACUCUAACUUAUUAUCCCAUUGCUCAGGCGCGCUUCUCUCCCGAGCUUGACGACAAUAGUGCGGCUAAGCGGGAGAUUGACAUUUACGAUGAGCAGCGAUCUAUGGAAGAGCAGUUUACAUGGGAGUGGAUUACGAAUCGUCCAAUUGCGAGCAGUUGGAAAAGUCGCUCUUCGCAGGCGAGGUUUAACUUUGACGACAUUCUUCGUGAUCAUAUGAAUGGAAGCCGGUUAUUACCGAUUCACCAACGGACACCUGGCGGGAGUGAAGUUGGAUAUCAAUGA